Emiliania huxleyi CCMP1516 is the source of this 1325-nucleotide messenger RNA. RefSeq lists its product as hypothetical. The record is from RefSeq and is a predicted model, not a curated record. The transcript is spliced from 3 exons. The coding region runs from base 16 to 1233 and encodes 405 amino acids. Lineage: Eukaryota; Haptophyta; Isochrysidales; Noelaerhabdaceae.
CGCACUUAUUCUGCCAUGCUCGCCACACUUCGGCUUCUCGCGGCGGCGACCGCGGCCUUCUCGCCAACGUACACGCCUCGCGCACGCCCGACGAUGAUGGCCGCCACGCUCACCGAGCAGCUCAUGGCGAAGCUGCCACCCAACGUGCAGACGGGUGGUGCGGGCGGCGCCACCACGUAUGACGCGCUGCUCCGGCUCGACGACGCCUGGAGCAGGCUGCGCGCCGGUGAGCUUCCGCCGGCCAAGCAGGUCGUCUUCGACGAGCCCACCGCAGCUGUGGAGACGGCAGAGUACGAUCUCGUCGUUGCUGGCGGCAACAUCGGCAUCCUGCUCGCCACCGCGCUUGUGCUGCGCGGGCUGCGGGUGGCGGUGCUCGAGGGCGGUGAUCUGCGCGGGCGCGAGCAGGACUGGAACGCGUCGCGCAAGGAGGUGAUGGAGCUCGUGGAGGCGGGCGUGCUCUCGCUCGAGGAGCUCGACGAGGUCAUCGGCAUCGAGUUCAACCCCGUGCGCUGCGGCUUCCAGGGCGGCGCCGACGUGUGGCUCAACGACGUGCUCAACGUGGGCGUCCGGCCAGAGGCGCUUGUCCGGUGCGCGCGCGCGCGCUUCGAGGCGGCCGGCGGAGUCGUGCUCGAGAGGACGCCCCUUUCGACGGUGCGCGUGCGGCCCGGCGCGGCGGUGCUCACCGCCGCCGACGGGCGCGAGGUGCGCGCGCGGCUCCUGAUCGACUGCAUGGGGCAGCGAUCGCCGAUCGUCGCGCAGGUGCGCGGCGGCGCGCCGCCCGACGGGGUGUGCGUGGUCGUCGGCUCGUGCGCAGACGGCUACCCAAAAGAGUUGAACACGUUUGGAGACGCGUUCCCGGCGAGCGCGAGCGCGACCCAGCGCACGACGUACCUCUUCACCUACAUGGGGCUCGAGCCGGAGAGGCCGUCGGUGAUGGACAUCAUGGAGGACUACUGGAGGCUGCUUCCACGCUACCAGGGCGUCGACCUCGACGACCUCACGCCGGAGCGAGUGCUGUUUGGGCUCUUCACCUCGUACAAGGACUCGCCGCUGCCCGUCCAGUUCGACCGCGUCAUGCAGAUCGGCGACGCGGGCGGGCUGCAGAGCCCGCUCUCUUUCGGCGGAUUUGGGGCUAUCACGAGGCACAUCGGACGGCUCUCUGACGCCGUGGAGAGCGCUCUCGCCGCCGACGCGCUCUCAGGCGGACUCGCCGCGGCGGCGGCCGUGUUGUAAGAGGUCUUCGAGAUCGUGAGUACGUGUAUCACCAUCACGUGUUGAUUAUGAGGUCUUGUGAGCAAGUCCUCCGUGUCUAGCGAGGUCUGAAC